This is a messenger RNA of Meloidogyne enterolobii, 318 nucleotides long. The record is from the annotation of a GenBank genome assembly. Lineage: Eukaryota; Metazoa; Nematoda; Chromadorea; Rhabditida; Meloidogynidae.
AUGCCACCUGAAGCUUUUUUGGAUGGGUUGUUCACUUCAAAAACUGAUGUUUGGGCUUAUGGAGUUUUGCUAUGGGAAAUCUUUUCGCUUGGUUACAUUCCAUAUCCAGGACGUGAUAAUUUAGAGGUAAUGAGGCUUGUCGUUGCUGGUGAUCGGCUUGAUCCCCCAAUCGGUAUUCAAGAUGAGAUUUAUGAGCUGAUGCUCCGCUGUUGGAAUACAGAGUCUGAGCAGCGUCCAAAAUUCGCAGAUUUGGUCUGCAAAUUUGAGAAUUUACUUAAAGUAUGUUUAAAAGUUUCAAACAAUUUCAUAAGGAAAUAA